Messenger RNA from Danio aesculapii, 422 nucleotides. RefSeq names its product formation of mitochondrial complex V assembly factor 1 homolog (gene fmc1). Gene Ontology annotation, cellular component: mitochondrion. NCBI's taxonomy places the organism in Eukaryota, Metazoa, Chordata, Actinopteri, Cypriniformes, Danionidae. The record is from RefSeq and is a predicted model, not a curated record. The transcript has 2 exons. The coding region runs from base 45 to 383 and encodes 112 amino acids.
CCUGUCCGCGGUCUGCCGCUCCCGAUCUCGGCUGCUUCAGUCUGAUGAAGAUGGCCGCCGUGUGCUCUCCGCUCCGUGUGUGUCGCGGGAUCCUGAAGGAGAUCCGCUCCGCCAAGGGCUCCGGUUACCGACUCUCUCCCGUUUACCAGUAUGUGCUGCAGCAGUUCCGGAGAAACCAGGUGACGGGCGCUCAGCUCUGCCGUGCUCAGAUGGAGUCUCUGCACGCAGCGGUCUCCUACAGGUGUCUGCUGUCCUCCACACGCCUCCACCUGCGCCUCCACCUGCAGUAUCACGCACGCGGGGAACACACACCACAGCAGGCCGCUGCGCUCGUGGGGCUGCGCAUGCCCAACCAACCCGGCGGCAAGGGCUGGGAGACAUGAGCUGAUGAGCAGAACUGUGUGUGUGUGCGCGUGCGUGUG